This is a messenger RNA of Styela clava, 2731 nucleotides long. Its product is annotated as cytochrome P450 3A31-like. Gene Ontology annotation, molecular function: heme binding; oxidoreductase activity, acting on paired donors, with incorporation or reduction of molecular oxygen; steroid hydroxylase activity. The record is from RefSeq and is a predicted model, not a curated record. Lineage: Eukaryota; Metazoa; Chordata; Ascidiacea; Stolidobranchia; Styelidae.
UUCUAUACAGAUACAUGAAAAUUAAUUUGAUUAAGCAAAUACAAUGUCUUGGUUGUCGUCAGUGAUAUCUUUUGAAUCUUUGGGACUUGUUGUUGCAAUACUGGCUCUUAUCAGAUACUACAUACAUAGAAAAUGGCAGUUUCUCGCAAACCUCAAUAUACCUCAUGACAAACCUACUAUACUGAAUAUUGGAAAUAUGGCAGGUGCAUUUUCAAAAGAAAUGUUUACUAGAAAUUUAGAACAGAAAAAGAAAUAUGGACUGAUCUAUGGGGGAUAUGCUGGUCUUACACCUGCAAUCACGAUACAUGAUCUUGAAAUUAUGCGACUAAUUUACACAAAAGAAUUCCAGAAUUUUCCUGAUAGAAUGAGAGUGUUGACGACAAUGAAUGGCAAAGACAUGAAUCAUGGAGUUUUAGUUGCUAGAAAUAAGAAAUGGAAAAGAACCCGCUCGACGUUAAGUCCUACAUUUUCCAUAUCAAAGCUGAAACAGAUGUUCUCAAUUGUUGAAAAUUGUACAGGUCAAACUGUUGCAGUGUUAGAGGGAAAGUUAGAAAAUGAAAGCGGAGAAUUUGUUGCAAGAAAAUUAUUUUCAAAUUUAUCGCUGGAUAUGAUAGUUUCUGCUGCAUUGGGAACCAGAGCACAUAUUCAAUCUGUUGAUGGGAAAGAUUCCCAACUGGUAUUGGAAGUUCGAAAACUGUUCGCUACUGGAUUCGCUGGUCCUACUGCAUUCAUGUGUUUCAUCUGUCCACCAUUUGAAUGGAUUUGCAAUAAAUUAGACAUCAGUAUAUUUGAUUACAAAGCGUUACAAUAUCUCAGUAAUUUUACCAAUGCCGUCAUUGAAAAAAGAAAAAAGGGACAGGAAGAAGUUGCCAAAGAUUUACUUCAACUUAUGUUGGAUGCUGAAGUCGCGGAUGAUAAAAUAAAUGAAGAUUCAGAAAGAGGUUUGAACCGGCAGGAAUUGAUUGGGAAUGCAAUGCUCAUGAUUGGAGCUGGGUUCGAGAAUACAGCAAAUACAAUGACUUUUCUUGCUUAUAAUCUUGCACUUCAUCAAGAUAUCCAAGAUAAACUUAGAAAAGAAAUGGAUGAAGCUUUUCAAGCAAAGGGAAGAUUCGACUAUGAAAGUGUCAAUAAUAUGAAAUAUCUCAGCAUGUGUUUGAAUGAAUCAUUGAGACUAUAUAUGCCAAUUAUAGUAAAUUCCAGAGUCUGCAGAAAGGAAACCACAGUGAAUGGUUUUACAAUUCCUAAAGGUGUAACAGUGCAAUUUCCUACAUUCGGCCUUGCUCAUGAUCCAGAGUUUUGGGACAAACCAUGGGAGUUUAUACCUGACAGAAUGGAAGACAUGUCACAAAUUGAUCCGAUGGUGUUUCAACCAUUUGGUGCGGGACCUCGUAACUGCAUUGGAUUGAGAUUUGCUGAAAUGGAAAUCAAAAUGGCUUUUUGUCAAAUUUUACAUAAAUUCAAGAUUAUGCCCUCUGAGGACACACCUAAACCACCGCUGGAACUGUCGUUUGCUUUGGGUAUUCGUCCUAUCAAAGAAUUCAAAUUGAAAGUUGUUGCUAGAGAUUAAAAGUCAGCAAGUAAUGGUUAACUUGCGAUGAUACUUUUGCUAUCAUUCUGAAGAUAAUAAUGAAAUACCCAGGGAACAGUUUGAAAUUUUUUUCUAUGUGUGUUUAUAGAUAGUGCUUACUAUUAUUUUGUUUCUGAGUAUUUUUUUCUCUUUUUUAUUUUUCUAUGUGUAUCUCACAAUACAACUAAGAGUAAAUACGGUGUAUUUUAUAAUUCAUCAAAAAAUUUACAUUUUUUAAAAUAAGUAAGUUGAUAAUAAUAGAAUCAGUUAUGUAAAGUAUAGACAAUACAUAUAAAUCAGUAUCCCAUUUCUCUGUAUUUUCUGCCGUUUUCCAUGUAUCAAAUACUGUAUUAGUAUUCAAAAGAGUUAUUUGUUUUUAUCAGUUUUAAACGAUCAUAUAUUGUCUAUUAAAUUGAAAUUAUCAUGUCAUCUAUCUGUACAUUUUAUCCUUUAUAUUUCUAAUUUUUUUUCAAACUACAAUAAAUUAACAACACCUCCUUAUGUGGGGUCAAAAACAUUAUGAUUUGGUCGACCUUUUUGUAUUUUACCUUGUAUUAUACAUUUAAGCAUAUUGCUCACUGGAUGUAAACAAUUUAUGCACUUCAUUUGUAAAUGUACCAGAUCCUCAAGUAUUUUUAUUGUUUGGUCCUGUUUUUUUUCUGUUAACUUUUCUCCUUAGGACAUUGCGCAUUGGUCAUUUUCAAAAUUUUAUUAUUCGACAACCAUUAGGCCCUAAAACUGUCAUCAUCAGUAAAACAAACCUAUUUUAAUGUGAGACGCUCCUUUCGCUCCAAACAAGACCAGGUACAGGCAGUCACUGUCAUCUAAGAGAAGUUCUCCAUGGACUCGCUUUGCUGUUAAGACUCAUCCAAGCUAUAUACGUACGCAAUGUUGUUUCUCACUUCGCUUAUUUAAUAUUCCCAUGCAGUUCGUUGUAACAAAACAGGAACGUGUUCACAAGUAACAAGUGACUUACUGAAUCCCACUGAUUGAAAUUGUGUUGACGAUUUCAUAAACGUUUUACAGGGCUUAGCAUACAUACUAACCUGCUACAAAACUCCCCAAAUGAGCCCCUUAAUCCAACCAUAUAUAGGUUAUUAAAUUCAUUGUUGUUUAAGACUGUGGCCUGGAGGCACAUAAAAGUAAAUUUUCAAAAAUAUAAAA